Rosa rugosa (rugosa rose) is the source of this 2271-nucleotide messenger RNA. Its product is annotated as ABC transporter G family member 26. Bases 1 to 2067 code for a protein of 688 amino acids. NCBI's taxonomy places the organism in Eukaryota, Viridiplantae, Streptophyta, Magnoliopsida, Rosales, Rosaceae. Gene Ontology annotation, cellular component: membrane. The transcript has 9 exons. The record is from RefSeq and is a predicted model, not a curated record. Gene Ontology annotation, molecular function: ATP hydrolysis activity; ABC-type transporter activity; ATP binding.
AUGGAAACUAGAAAACAGGAUGAAAUUGGGGAGGACAUGUCAUUGUCACCACCAACAAUUGGGUCUAUGCAAAUUGCAGGGGGCAGUAGCUUUGGCCACAACAUAGACUUCAUGUCUCAAGCUUAUGUUAGAAAUAGGUACUCUGAGAUAGAUAUAGAAGAUGAGACUUCCAUUGCCAACAAAGAUGGCCCUCUUCCCAUUUUUCUCAAGUUUGAAGAUGUGGAGUUUAAGGUAAGAAACAGCAAAGCUUCUAGCAACAUGGUGAAGGCAAUGGUAUCAAAAGUAGCGUCGCAGCUGCACAUAGAAAGUAAUUACAAGCAGAUAUUGAAGGGGAUAACAGGAAGCAUUGGACCGGGUGAAAUUCUUGCCUUGAUGGGUCCUUCUGGUAGUGGGAAGACAACAUUAUUGAAAGUGAUAGGAGGAAGAUUACUAGACAAUGUCAAAGGCAAAGUAACGUAUAAUGACAUUCCAUAUAAUCCAGUUCUCAAGAGGAGGAUUGGAUUUGUGACACAAGAUGAUGUGCUGUUCCCACAAUUAACAGUGGAAGAAACCUUGGUUUUCUCUGCAUUUUUACGGCUUCCAGGCAGCAUGAGCCGACAAGAAAAGUAUGCAAGAGUGGAGACGAUUAUGAAGGAGCUUGGUCUCGAAAGAUGUCGUCACACAAGAAUAGGGGGAGGAUUUGUCAAAGGGAUAUCAGGAGGAGAAAGGAAAAGAACCAGUAUCGGUUAUGAAAUUCUUGUAGAUCCUUCAUUGUUGUUGCUUGAUGAACCAACUUCAGGCCUUGAUUCUACCUCAGCCAAUAGGCUCCUUAUGAUUCUUCAAGGACUUGCUAAGGGUGGAAGAACAAUAAUCACAACUAUUCACCAGCCGUCAAGCAGAAUGUUUCAUAUGUUUGACAAACUUUUGCUGAUAGCAGAAGGAUACCCGGUGUACUAUGGAAAGGCCGGAGAGUCUUUGGAGUAUUUUUCGGCUUUGAGAUUCGUACCGCAAAUACCUAUGAACCCUGCAGAGUUUUUGCUUGAUUUAGCCACUGGACAAAUUAAUGACAUUAGCUUUCCGCAAGAUCUACUAUUACCUCAAGGGCAAGGAACACUAGACUCUGAGAAGGCUGUGAUCAAAUACCUACAACUCAAGUACAAAAGCCAGCUGGAGACUAAGGAAAAGGAAGAGAAUCAUCGAGGGAGAAAGGCACCCGAACAUCUUCGACUAGCUGUUCAGGUUAAGAAAGAUUGGACAAUCUCUUGGGGUGAACAGUUCAUGAUAUUGUUCAAGAGAACAUUUAGAGAAAGGUGCAGGGACUAUUUUGAUAAGCUAAGAUUGGUUCAAGCGGUUGGAGUUGCUAUCUUAUUGGGACUUCUUUGGUGGAAAUCAAAGACUGACACUGAGGCUCAUCUCCGAGAUCAGGUUGGCUUAAUGUUCUACAUCUGCAUUUUCUGGACAUCUUCAUCAAUUUUUGGAGCAGUAUACGUGUUUCCAUUUGAACAAAUCUUCCUGGUCAAAGAAAGGAAAGCAGACAUGUAUCGAUUGAGUGUGUACUAUGUGUGCAGCACUCUCUGUGAUAUGAUAGCACAUGUAUUCUACCCCACAUUUUUCAUGUUGAUUCUUUACUUCAUGGCUGGAUUCAAGAACACAGUUCCUUGCUUCUUCCUCACAUUGUUUGCCAUUUUAUUGGUAGCUAUCACAAGCCAAGGAGCAGGAGAGCUUUUUGGAGCUCUAAUUUUAAGUAUUAAAAGGGCUGGAAUGGUUGCCUCAUUGAUACUAAUGCUGUUUCUUCUAACUGGAGGCUAUUAUGUACAGCACAUACCAAAAUUCAUGCAGUGGUUGAAGUACUUAUCGUUUAUGUGGUACGGCUUCAGGCUUCUACUCAAAGUCCAGUAUUCUGGAGAUGACUUGUACGAGUGUGAGAGCAUAGGAGGGUGCAGACCUCUGCAGAGUUCACCAACAUUUGAGAUGGUGAACUUGGAUGGUGGCAUGAAAGAAGUCUGGGUUUUGCUGGCAAUGGCUAUAUGUUACAGAAUCUGUGCUUACUUUUGCCUUCGGAAGAGAAUUAGCGUAAGCAAUAUGUGAAUGUAAAUUCCAUUAAAGUAUGCAUAUGAACGCUCUAUGUUUUCCAAUAUCAGAUUUUGGAGGAACUUCUGGCAUUGGUGAAGCUUGUAAUUUGUCCAAGUAGUACGAAUGUGUGCUCCACAAGUGUCUUCCAAAUUCAUGUACAUGAAUUUAUGAAUAAGAAAUAAAGCCAUAUGUAUUUCUGUGUACAUGAAUCCAUGACUA